GUAACUAUAUAUUUUCUAAACUACUCACUGUUAUUCGAUCAGACUCUCGAAGUAUGUGGCAAUAACAAGUUGUUCAUUAAGAAGCUAAAAUUCUCGUAGUUCAUGGCGACUUUGACGGCCCUUGAUGGCACAUGCUUCGUGAAUAUACAUAUAUGUAUUUGAAGUGCUAAAAUUUACGAGGAAACGCUGCUCGCUUAUAAAUAUGAGCAAAGUACUUCAUUAAAAAUAAAAGACAUUUGUUGGGACAAAACAUGUUAUUGUGAAAUAUUGUGAUUAAUAUGUGCUUCUCUAAUAUUUUAUUGCAUUAGCACUUAAAUUUCGUAAAAGACUGCAAACUAUCUGCUCAACUCUUUAAAAGUGACUUAGUGCUGGUAUCUAGAAUUAUAACAACUAACAGUUUAUAGUAUUUGCGCUGCACGGAUAAUUAAUUAACAUUUUUAAAUUUUAUUGCGCUAUUGCAUCAUCCAAAAAUCAUGGCCAAAUACACUGAAACACUGUCAAAUUUUGAAGCUUCUCAAAAAUCCUACCGUUCCCGUACUUCCGUCAUUAAUGAUGUCGUCGUUGACAGUAUCAACACAUUAACAGAUCCAGAGACAUGUUCAAGGCAUGGGAAUAGCAAAAGCAAUAGCGCAAAAUUACAGUGGUGGAAUGCUCCUGCACAGUCAAUCUACUUAAAAGAGGCGACCCCGCUUGCAUCAAUGAACAAGAAGCCGCCUUAUCAUGAUCACGAGCAUGGUGUUUUUACUACAAAACAAAAGGGAAUCGGCACUACUGUUUCAAUGCCGUUAAUUACAUCUAAAGUUUACUUGACAGAUAACGAAAUAAAAUCAGGAAACAUUAUAACUAGUGAUGAUGCUGUUGAUCAAAAAGAAGCAAAUAAAGUCAAGGAGCGGAAAAAUAAUACCAAACAACAACAAAACAAUAGUAACAAUAAAAGCGGUGACUUAUCUCCAUUGGCACAUUCAUCAACGAAAGAUGUACACGUAAUAAACCAUCAACACCAUAAAAGUGCUUUCAAAUCUAACGUAAUGGAUAAUUUAGAUAAUAGUCGGGCCGAUGACAACGAAGACCAAAUAUUGCAAGAUUCACAAUUGCUUGCUAAAAAUCGUAAACCUAGUGUUGGGUUAUUAAAUGUUGGCGAAGAUGAUGAAAUGCAAAUAACAGGUUAUAAGCAUUCACGACUACGCUCUAUGCUGUGCUGGUUUUGCAUUUGCUUUACUGCUGGUCUAUUACGUCUUAUCUUGCACUGGUGGCGGCAUUGGUAUCUAAUUGCAACACACGUAAAAUGUCCAUUAGAAAUGGCCGAUAAAGUUUUGAUUCAAGAACAUUACGAAGGGAAGCAUAAUAUAUAUUACGUGAAGGCAAUACAAGAAAUUAAUGCCUCCUUAAUAGAGGAAACCCUACAGCAGCCAAAAAAAAAAAAAAUUUCUUCAAUAGCGUUAAAAGAUGAAAAUACCAAAGAAGGAUCCAAAGAAAAAAAAAAAAUACGAGAGAACUUUGAAAUUAGUGGAAAAGAUUUGCAUAUAAGUUUGCAUUUUUCUUCCGGUCAUUUUAAACGUAGCCCACGUGUGAGAAUCUUCACCUGUAAGCAAUUGCGCUAUGCGUGGGACAAUCUAACUCAAUCAUUUAAUAAACUGAAAGGGCUUGAUGUAAAUGUUACAAGUGCAUAUUUUCAUCAGCAGAAGGGUUUACCAGUUCAGGAACAAAUAUCCCGCCGUCUAGCUUAUGGUCCAAAUGAAAUCACAAUUCCUUAUAAGAAUCUAAACACUUUAUUAGUUUUAGAAACGCUCAACCCUUUCUACGUUUUUCAAAUUUUUUCUGUGAUGUUAUGGUUUACGUAUGACUAUUACUACUAUGCAUGUGUGAUACUCCUUAUGUCGAUGUUUGGCAUAAUUAUGUCAGUUAUGCAAACUAAAAAGAAUCAGGAUUCUUUACGUAAAACAGUAAUGAAUUCAGGCUGCGCUUUGGUAAUAACAGAGACUGGUGAAGUGCAUGAGAUCCCUACUGAUUAUUUAGUACCUGGUGAUGUUAUUGAAAUACCUACAGACGGAUGUAUAAUGCAGUGUGAUGCUGUGUUGUUAUCAGGGAACUGCAUUCUCGAUGAAUCAAUGCUUACAGGGGAAAGUGUGCCAGUUACGAAAAUCCCACUACCAAUGAAACGAGAUUUACUAUUCGACAAAAAAGAACAUGCACGGCAUAUCCUAUUUUCUGGAACAAAGGUUAUACAAACGCGUUAUAUAGGCUCUGAAAAGGUGUUGGCAAUAAUCAUCAACACCGGAAACAUCACAGCCAAAGGAGGACUCAUACGAUCGAUAAUUUAUCCACCACCAGUUGAUUACAGAUUCGAACAAGAUUCAUAUAAAUUCAUAGAAUGUUUGGCUUUGAUUGCAAUGAUUGGCUUUGUUUACACUUUAAUAACUAAGAUACUGCGAAAUAUUGAUGCCGUCAAAAUAGCUGUAGAAUCAUUGGAUUUAAUAACCAUUGUUGUACCACCCGCUCUGCCGGCUGCUAUGUCCGUUGGUCGCUUUUACGCUCAAAAGCGUCUAGAGAAACAAAAUAUAUAUUGCAUUUCACCACGAUCCAUUAAUGUUGCCGGCAGUAUUGACUGUUGCUGCUUCGAUAAGACGGGCACCCUAACGGAAGAAGGUUUGGAUAUGUGGGGUGUGGUUCCUAAAACUGUAACAAAUGAAUUUCAAAUGCCUAUCAAACAAAUUGAACGUUUACCUUAUGAUAACUUUUUGUUUGGAAUGGUAACGUGCCAUUCUAUAACUAUAAUGAAUGGAAAACUCAUGGGUGAUCCACUAGACUUAAAAAUGUUCGAGUCCACUGGGUGGAUUCUCGAAGAUCAAAAAAAUAUACCAGAUAGUCAAAAAUAUGGUUUAAUUCAUCCUACCAUUGUGCGUCAACCAAGAAAAGAAAAGAGUCCUAAUGAAUCAACCGAAAUAGAAACCCCAGUUCAACGCCAAUCUUCACUUGAUGAUUUAUUAGCUGAUGUUGGUCUUCUUAAUGGCGAAACAAACAACGAUCAUGGUAUAGUCCGAGAAUUCCCCUUCACUUCGAAUUUGCAGCGGAUGUCUGUUAUUACUCGACGGCUUAGUGAUGCAAAUUUUAAUGUCUAUUGCAAAGGCUCCCCAGAGAUGUUACAACAACUUUGCCAGCCUAAUAGCUUACCAGAAAAUUAUUCCCAACAAUUAGCAUUCUUUGCAAAACGUGGAUAUCGCAUUAUAGCUAUGGCUUAUAAACCACUAAGUCGUAAAAUGAGUUACAUUAAAGCGCAACGUUUUGCUCGUGAAAAUGUUGAAAGUGAUCUUGAGUUUCUUGGCUUCGUUGUAAUGGAAAACCGAUUGAAACGUGAUACAAGUGAAGUGAUUCGAACUUUAACUGCAGCGAACAUUCGAACUAUUAUGAUAACUGGAGAUAAUCUGUUGACCGCGAUUAGUGUUGCAAGAGAUUGUGGAAUUGUUUCACCGGAGCAAGCAGUUGUAACUGUUAACGUAAGACAACUACAAGUAAAAGAGGAUUAUAAAUACGAGCUUUAUUAUACACUUGAAUUGGGAAACUGUGAGGAAUCUGCCAAAGAAUUAUCAAACGGUACUGAAGUCCUUUCAGUGGAAUCUUCAGUUAUCAAUUCGGCUGCAGCUAUUUGCAACGUCGAUGAAUGUUACAAAAAAAUUAAUGGAGAUUUGGCGUCUUUAAGUAGUAUCUCAACGACCUUACCGAAUAGUAAUAGUUUAGUGAGUAUUGAAACGUGUGAAACGUGGACACAUCAAGAUCCAGAACUGGGCUUAGUCGUCCCUAAAAAAGAAAAAUCAGAUCGAAAUCAUUUGCCAAGAAGUGAAGUAAAGACAGGGUGGAGAAGAAAUUUCAGAUUUGCUAUGAUUGGAAGAACAUGGCAAAUUGUAAAGGAAAACUUCCCUGAUGAGCUCAAAAACUUCGUUGUGCGUGGAGCUAUUUUUGCACGCAUGUCUCCUGAACAAAAACAAGCACUGGUUAUGGAACUUCAACAACUGGACUACUGUGUUGCUAUGUGCGGGGAUGGUGCAAAUGACUGUGGUGCGUUAAAGGUGGCACAUACUGGUAUUUCACUAAGCGAAACCGAAUCUGCAAUUGCCUCUCCAUUUACAUCUCGUAGUUCAACAAUCCAAUGUGUGCCAAACGUCAUCAAAGAAGGAAGAGCUGCGCUUGUCACAUCAUUUGGCAUAUUCAAAUAUAUGGCUGCCUAUUCCAUGGUACAAUUUAUAUCAGUUAUGAUUUUGUACUCCAUUGACUCUAACUUAACGGAUAAACAAUAUUUGUAUGUCGAUUUGGGGCUCAUAUCUGUUUUCGCAUUUUUCUUCGGUAAAACGGAAGCACAUGUUGGACAUCUGGCUAAACAAGUUCCGUUAAGCUCGCUAAUCUCACUGGCUCCUUUGGCAUCAAUAAGUUUGCAUUUAGUUGUUGUAAUAGGAUUUCAAACUGCUGGCUGGUUUCACUUGCAUCAACAGGACUGGUUCGUUCCUUUCAAGCACAAGGAUGAGGAUCACUUGGGUUGUUACGAAAACUACACUAUGUUCGCGAUAUCAAGCUUUCAAUACAUAAUACUUGCAUUUGUAUUUUCGAAAGGAGCACCAUAUCGCAAAUCGAUUUGGUCUAAUAUACCUUUCUGUCUUUCAUUAAUCAUAAAUAUUGCUAUAGUCUGCUAUUUAGUCGUAUAUCCUACCGAUUGGAUAAGUGAAUUUUUCCAACUAAUCGUACCAGAAGAUUCCACUUUCCGUUACUUGAUGUUGUUAUAUGGUGUAGCCAACUUUUUUACGCAUGUCUUUGUUGAAAACUUCAUAGUGGAAUAUUUACUCUUUGAAAAAGUGCAGAUUCGACGCGAAACAAACAUGCAAAAUUCGAAACGAAGAUAUAUCCAUGUGGAAUAUGAUUUACAGUACUUCAAAAAUUGGCCUCAAAUUACACAUACCUGUGAGGUAUUCGAUUCCUUGACGCCCAAAGAAGAAAUAAAGCCAACUUAUGUAGAAAUUAGUGCAGAGCAAAACUUUGACAUGCCAGCUUCUCAAAACAAUGCUUUAAAUAGCUUUUUUGGAGUGGACUCAAUUCAAUCAAUUCCAACUUUGCCAAUGGUUGUCGAGGACAGCGUACUUAGUGAAUCGGAAUUAACAUGUCCGCUAUCAGAGGAAAGAACAAAAAAAGUAAAAUAAAUAGCAUAAUUAUUUAUGAAAAUUUCUUUACGCAACGACAGCUUUCAAUUUACUUAAUGUUGAAAGGUAUAAUUAUAAGUUAUUUGUUUUUAUUUUAGUUCAAAUUUUAUAGUGUUUGUAAAUUAUCAGAUGCGCUACCAUGAUAGUGUUAAUUGCAAAGUAAACUCAUUCAUAAAAAUAUAAAGUCGGUCGGUAUGGUAUACUAAA
Molecule: messenger RNA, 5390 nt
Organism: Ceratitis capitata (Mediterranean fruit fly)
Lineage: Eukaryota; Metazoa; Arthropoda; Insecta; Diptera; Tephritidae
Gene: anne
Product: probable cation-transporting ATPase 13A3
Exons: 13
Coding region: 474-5183 (1569 amino acids)
Biological process (GO): polyamine transmembrane transport; intracellular calcium ion homeostasis
Cellular component (GO): membrane
Molecular function (GO): polyamine transmembrane transporter activity; ATPase-coupled monoatomic cation transmembrane transporter activity; ATP binding
Source: RefSeq, a predicted model, not a curated record